Messenger RNA from Didymodactylos carnosus, 1188 nucleotides. The record is from the annotation of a GenBank genome assembly. Lineage: Eukaryota; Metazoa; Rotifera; Eurotatoria; Philodinida; Philodinidae.
AUGAAGCGCGCUUUUAAAGAUGAUUGCAUACGUAUUGGAUGUAGUGCACAUUACUUGAAUAAGAUACUUCAACAUGCAUUCACCAAUAAUAAUGCAAAUUGCGAUGCUGCUCAAUUAUUAUUCAAACUAAUUCGAGCUAUUAUUACUAAUAUUCGUCAAUCUCAUAAGCAAUCUCUUUUAUCAACAUGUCUAGUAAAUUAUUCGGAUACACGCUUCAGUGGAAUAUAUUUGAGGUUUGAUUCAUUUUUGAAAGUUUAUUAUGAAUUACCACAAAUUCUCAGUGAUGAACAAAAGAAAAAUUAUUUGAAAGUUGAUUAUGAUAGUUUGGAAUCAUUAUGUAUAUAUCUGAAAAACUUUUAUGAUGUUAUUGAAAAAUUAAGUUAUGAAAAAACACCCACCAUUCAUCUUGUUAUUCCUUAUAAACAAUUGUUAAUUACUCUAUCAAUUAUUAAUGAUAAUGACGAUCAAUUAAUAAUACCUUUGAAGUUAUACAUCGCCAAAGAAUUAUCUAAUUAUUGGAUUGUGAAUGAUGUUCAUUUUAUUGCAACAACGUUGCACCCAAAUUUAAAAAGUUUUAAUCAUACACCACAUCAAAGGUAUCAUGCGGAAGCAUUAUUAAAAUCAGAAUUUGACAAAUAUCAGGAACUCCAACAACAACCGUCAUCAUCAAAUAAUAACAAUAAAAGAAAACAAAUCCAACAGCAAAAAAAUACACAAUUAGCAUCAUUGUUAGAUGAUAUAUUUGAUUUACCAAUAUCACCUGAUGAAUUAAAAGAUGAAGCAGAAACAAAAACAGAAUUUGACAGAUAUAUUGAAGAUAAAACCAAAAUUGAUAAAGAUAUGAAUAUACUAAUUUAUUGGAAGAACAAUAAAUCGUCGUAUCCCACAUUAGCUAAAAUAGCUAAACGUAUUUUAUCGAUACCAGCUACUAAUACAUCAGUCGAGAGGCUCUUUUCAGACAGUGGAAGCACAAUAACAAAUAGUCGUACACGUUUACAAACAAGCAAAGUAAAUCAAUUAUUAUUUAUACGUCGAAAUUUAUCAGUAUUAAGAGAAUUAUUUCCACCAUCAAUUGAACAAAUAAUAAAACGAAAAAAUAGUAACACAUCAACUACAGCAAUGAAAAAACGAAAGUAUUCAACAGGAGAAGAUGAUGAUAAGGAUUUAUCACAAGAAGAUGUAAAAUAA